Molecule: messenger RNA, 1536 nt
Organism: Dictyostelium purpureum
Lineage: Eukaryota; Evosea; Eumycetozoa; Dictyosteliales; Dictyosteliaceae
Exons: 4
Coding region: 73-1500 (475 amino acids)
Biological process (GO): intracellular signal transduction; peptidyl-serine phosphorylation
Molecular function (GO): ATP binding; protein serine/threonine kinase activity
Source: RefSeq, a predicted model, not a curated record
GAUGAAGAAGAUGAAGAGUAUGAUGAAGAAGAGGAAGAUGUUAACUUUUCAAAAGAAACCCUAGAAGCAGCAAUGGCAACAAAAGUUUCAAUUGAACAAUACUAUACAUCACUUUUCAAAUCAUUAAAAGAAAGAGAAGAAAGACGAUGCUUUUUAGAAAAAAAAAUGGAAGAGUUAAAUUUAAGAGAAGAACAAAAAGCAAUUAAAAGAAGAGAACUAGAUAAAAAGGAAACUGAAUAUAUUAAAUCAAGAAGAAUUAGAUUAACUGGUCACUCAUUUGAAUCACUUAAAAUUAUUGGUAGAGGUGCUUUUGGUGAAGUUAGAUUGGUUAAAAUGAAAAAAAAUAAUAAAUUUUUUGCAAUGAAAAAAUUAGAUAAAUCAAAAAUGAUUGAAAAACAUCAGACCGUCCAUGUAAGAAGUGAACGUGAUAUUUUAGCAGACAGCAACAAUAUACAUGGCAGUAAUCCAUGGAUAGUUAGUUUAUAUUACUCUUUUCAAGAUGCAAAUUAUUUAUAUUUAAUUAUGGAAUAUGUUCCAGGUGGUGAUAUGAUGACUCAACUAAUUAAAUAUGAUACAUUUACAGAAGACGCUACAAGAUUUUAUAUAGCAGAAACAGUUUUGGCACUUCACUCGAUUCAUAAACUAAGUUAUAUUCACAGAGAUAUUAAACCAGAUAAUUUAUUAAUCGAUUCCAAAGGUCAUAUCAAAGUUAGUGAUUUCGGUUUGUGUACAGGUUUACAGACAAAUAGAGUUCCAACAUUAGCAGAAAUCUAUAAGAAAUAUGAAGGUGAUAAUAUUAGAGACGAAGAUACAAUUUCAACUAGAUCAGCAAGAUUCGAUUCAUGGAAGAGACAGAGAAGAGUUUUAGCUUACUCAAAUGUUGGUACACCAGAUUAUACUGCACCAGAAGUUUUAAUGAAGGAUGGUUAUAGUGCCGAAUGUGAUUGGUGGAGUGUAGGUGUCAUUAUGUUUGAAAUGUUAGUCGGUUACCCUCCAUUCUGCUCAGAGUCCAUUAGAGAAACUUAUCACAAAAUUAUGAAUUGGAAGCAAACUCUUCCAAAGAUUAUGGAAGAGGCCAAAGCUGAAGUUAACCUUAGUGCCGAGGCUCAAGAUUUAAUUGAACGUUUCCUUACUGAUCCAUUAAACCGUAUUGGUUUUAAUGGUGUCGAAGAGAUUCAAUCUCACCCAUUCUUCAGAGGUGUCGAUUGGAAGAAUAUUAGACAUGGUAAAACUCCAAUCAUUCCAACCAUUACCUCACCAACUGACACCCAAAACUUUGACCACUAUGACGAAGAGGAACCAUCUCAUCACCCAGAACCAAUGCAACCAGUCCAAUCAUCCUCAUCAAAAUCAAGAAGAAAGAUUACAUCAUUCGAUAUUCCAUUUAUUGGUUACACAUAUCGUAAUUUUGAUGCUAUGAGAGAUGCUUUUGGCUCAGUUUCAAGUAAAGAUAGUUUAUAUGGUUCAAUUAAUAGCAGAGAAUCUCUAGCAAAUAUGUAAUUAAAAUAAAAUAAAAUAAUAAUAAUAAUAAUAAUU